UUUUUUUAAAGAUUUAUUCAUUUAUUAUAUAUAAGUACACUGUAGCUGUCUUCAGAUACACCAGAAGAGGGCAUCGGAUCUCUUUACAGAUGGUUGUGAGCCACCAUGUGGUUGCUGGGAAUUGAACUCAGGACCUCUGGAAGAGUAGUCGGGUGUUCUUAACUGCUGAGCCAUCUCUCCAGCCCAAGGAAGCACUCUUGACUGUAGAUGGGAUGUUGCCAUCUACCCUUGAAACAGACGACGCAAUAUGUAAAUGUGCGUAAGCUGAGAUCUGAACGAGAAAGGGCGCUGAAGAAACUGAACGUGCAACUGGACUGUUCCAGAACUUUCUCGGUGAAUUUCCAAAGCCAUAGGCAACUAACCCACAAACCUAAAGAAACCAGGGAUGACUCCCGGGCAUCUGGAAUCUUAGCGCCAACACACCUAAAAGUGGUCCCGUGUCCCACUAUUACAGGUUCCAGAUUGAUGGCCACCUCUGUUUCUGAUUCGUCAUUAAUUUGAGCAGAGGAUCUAUAUUUCACUUCUUCGGAGGGUCUUUGCCUCAUGACAGUUAAUUCUCUCCACAGAACAUUUCCCUCGUGAGUUCCUAGCCAAAGAUUUACCUUUUCCUGCAUUUCCUGGAUUAGUUUCCAUAACAACACAUUGGACCACAUUUUAAAUACCAUACAGCUUUUCUUAGAUUUUUAGGGGAAGGACGUGUAAGAGAACUUGGACACAUUCCAGCAGUUUCUUUUAGGAUGGACACACACACACACACACACACGCUCACACGCUCGCACACUCACAUACAGAAAUAGGACUCGGAAUGAGCACCCACUCCUAGUGUGAUUUGCUAAAAGUAGCGUCAGGACAGACUACGUGUGCUCCUUUCUGUCACUCAGAAAACUCACGGCUUGCGGACAUCCCAAGCACUGGAGACUUUUAAGAGUUGACUUCUUUAAAGGUCUAUUUAUUUUUAAUUGUGUGUAUAAAGCUGUAUGUGUUGAUGGGUGCCAGCAUAGAUGUAUCUCGGAGCUUACAGUCAGUCAGCUGUGAGUCACCAUGUGGGUGCUGGGGACCAACCCUGGGUCUUCUGCAAGAGCAGCAAGUGCUCUUAACCACUCCAUCACCUUUCCGGACCUGUAAGUUAGUUUUAUAUGGCGGACACUUUAACUGGCAUUAGGAAUUUUGAAUGCACUCACCUGCAGGUAAGUAAGCACAGGGCUCCGCAGUCAGAACCUUACAAAUGGCCCUUUUGGGACGGUAUUAAUGUCCUUGCAGCAGGCGGUCAUGUAGCCGCUGCACAAACACGGGGUUUUACUGUUUGCUAGAUCGUGCUCUCAAGCUGGUUGAAGGUGCAAUGUCCAUUUCCAGGUUCAAAUUCAUGCUGUAAUAAACUCCAGAUAUUCCAUUUGCCACAUGCUUUGCUUCUAAUACUUUUGCAAUAAAUUCUGAAAAACCCAAACUUUGUCUGAGAGGGAGCACUUCUUUUUAACCAUUUGAAAAAUUAUGUGUGUGCGCAUGCGCAUGUGCAUGUACUGCUAUACGUGUGUGCAGGUCAAAGGUGUCUGUUUUCUCCUUCUACUAUGUGAAUCCCAGAGAUGGGGUUGAACUCAGACCCUCAGGCUUGGUGCUAAGCACAGUCAUCUGCUGAGUCAUUUCUUUUUUUUUUUUUUGGUUCUUUUUUUCCGGAGCUGGGGACCGAUCCCAGGGCCUUGCGCUUCCUAGGUAAGCGCUCUACCACUGAGCUAAAUCCCCAGCCCCUGCUGAGUCAUUUCGAUGGCCCUGGGGGGCUUACUUCUUUACAGGCCACUGACUGCUUCUUGGUAAGUUUCCGAGAUCUUUUUUUAAAGGCUCAGAUUGCAUGUUUUAAUAUCACUAGAUAGCCAAACCAACAGCAUUUUUACUUCCAUGUUUUAAAAUGGUGGUCUUUGGUAGCUCAGUCCCAUGACAGUUUCUGACAAAAUCCAGCAUAAAAGUUUAAAAGUGUGACUGCAUGUUCUUUACACAGAGGAGCCCGUGGAAAUAGGGACACCCCACCUAUCCGAGAUCCAUUCAAUCAGACUCUUUGGGAGUGGAGUUUGGGAAAACACUUUUUUUUUUUAAACAAGCUUCCAAUAAGCUAUAGUACUUCAGAGCUCCAAGAAUGUGCCACCUGCUUUGUGACAGGCUCUCAUUAGGUUGCCCAGGCUGGUUUGGAAAGUGAGGGCUCAAGUGAGCCUCUGACUUCAGCCUCCAAAGGGGUGGGUGGGUGUCCCUGCACAGUUCUAUUCUGAUGAGGCAGGCACUCAGCAUCAGUAAGAAAGUGUCUGUGAUGCUAAGAAGGGGUUCAGCAGCCACAAGAAAAUGGAUUUUGCCAGCACUGGGUGGCACAGAGGCAGAGAGGCAGAGGCAGGCGGAUCUCUGGCAGUCUGAGGCUAGCCUGGCUAACAUCUUACAAGACAGCCAAGAUCACAGAUUUUGAGACAGAGAGAUCCUGUCUCAAAAAACAAACAACAGAAACAACAAUAACAACAAAAUUGGAACUGAAUGUUCUCCUUUAGGAAUACUACAACACUGAAAAUAACUUAAAGAUGUUUUAAGAGGUCAAAGCCACAAUUCUACCAGUGGUAUUUCUCAAAUGAAGUAAUGUUAGAACUGCUUUUCUGGCCCCAACCUGUAAUUUUAAACCAUCUCAUCUUACAGGAUUUAUUUUUAGAUAGUGAACAAGGCAAUCUUCUCAGACAGGGUCUCAUCCAGUUCAGGGAGGCCUGGAACUCCUGAUUUCUCCAGCCUCCGACUCUGUAAAGUGUCAGGGGUACCUGGGCCUGUGACCAGGUCCCAGUUCAAGGUUGGAAAAACUCUUGUCUCUUUACCAUAAAAUUUUAAACUUGGUUCCCUGGAUUAAAAUGUGAGCAAAACACAGAGACUGAAAAACCACAGAAAAAAGAGAAUCCAACCAGUUCUAGAGCGAAUCUAGGUCAUCCCCAGCCCGCAUGGAGGGAAUUCUCUCCAAGCUGAAAAUGCCACAUUUGCAGCGAGAGUUUUCACUUCUGAGGGACUGCAGCGUUACUGGGAUGGGGGUGGAGCAGGCCUGGGGGGGGGUGGGGGGUGUAGAGGUGACUUUCCAAAUUCCAAUCCGAUGUCCUAAAAUUACAAAUCUUUACACGCAGAGCUGCAAAUGUACAGGCGGAUGCCUCAUAUCCGGUUCUGGGUCCUCUGCCGCUCUGUGCAUGUGUCAUUUAGUGACCAAGUGAGCACAGCAGAGAGAAUGAACAAGGAACAAUGACUAGGCUAACAAGCCAAGUAAAUCCUGGCCACCGGAGAGUGACAGAUGUCCUAGCUAGGUCGCUCCUACAGUAGUGACCCUGGGGACAGUGCACACCUCUCCACAUCAUGUUUCCUUUCUUCAUACACAUGGAGCUCAGGGUGGUGGAGGAAUAGGAAGCACCAGGGUUCCUCUCAGUUUCAGAGGCUCUCUUGCCGGAGCUACCCAGAACCCACUGCUAAUGCUUCCACUUCUAACCCCGAGGAACUGUUCUAAAACAGAUGUGCUCUGUGAGCUCUUUCCUUCCCUCCUCCCCUUGUCUCUUCCUUGACCUGCAGAGAUGUGGACUGAACCCAGGACUUCAUGCAUGCAAGAGACAUGGAGGCCUAUCUCUAACUCAAGUUAAAUUACUUUUAGGGGAGCACUGGGUAGUGUCUCAAGUAACCUGAGACUUUGGACAAGUCAACCACCCAAACAGACAAACAAUAUCAUUAAAACACAAAGCCCAGGGCUGGAGAGAUGGCUCAGUGGUUAAGAGCACUGACUGCUCUUCCAGAGGUCCUGAGUUCAAAUCCCAGCAACCAUGUGGUGGCUCACAACCAUCUGCAACGAGGUCCGAUGCCCCCUUCUGGUGUGUCUGAAUUCAGCUACAGUGUGCUCAUGUACAUAAGUAAAUAAAUCAUAAAAACACCCACAAAACCCACCGAGCACAGCCAUUGAACAAAGAACAUUAGUCUGCACUUCAAUAGCCACCUUAUCUCUUAGGGUUAGCCACAUUAAUUCACAAGGUUUCAAAUACCAAGUUACUUUCCAUGUGCUAUCAGAGAGAUAGAUAAGAAAGCAACGUCUGGAGCUGGAGAAAAGGCGCAGUGGCUAAAGCAUUUGUAGGAAGCAGUGAGGACUUAAGUGUGGAUCCUCAGAGCCUAGAUAAAAGCGGGGUGCAGUAGCCCAGACACAGAUACAGCAAGAGGAGAGGCAGAUACCAAAACAUGGGUUAGGCUGGUGUACCCAGAGAACAGCAAGGACCAAAACCCACGGAUGUCCUCUACUGUCCUCACCGACGCUGUGGCACGCACAUGCCUCCACCCCAAUAUCUAAAAAGGUUAAAAAGAAAGAGAGAAAACUCUCAUCUGACAAGGAGUGGAAAUAAGGAAGAGAACAUUUAACCAGCUAGCUGUGCAUCCCCGUCUAGAACCUCAGAAACCCUUUGGAUAAACCUCAAGUUGGACUUUCUUCACUGCACUUACACCAGCUUUGAGGAAAAGGACAAAAGACAGCCUGCCUGGCAUCUUCUCAAAGGUUCUGGCCUUCUGUUCCAAGACUCGACUCGUCAUGACAGGUGCGGCCCCUUCCCUGCCUCCAUCUGUGCCCUGGCGUAGCAUAGAACCAGCCCCUAUACCAGCAAGAACAUAUGGGCUGGGACAGGACCAGCCUCUCCUUCCGGUGGUAUCUGCCUCCUGCUUGCCUCAGCUCGCCCUGUUAGCUAUGGCAGGGAGCAGCACCUAACCCACUCCCAGUGUUAAACACAUCUCCGACGUAAGGGCUGACACAGAAGAAAGGAUACAGGACACACGGUUUCAUGUCGUAUAGAUGAUAAGGCGAAUUCCGCCAAUCACUGAAACUUAGCAGGAUGCCAUAACCACCAAUUGCUUUACCCCUCUCCACCUUCACGGCUAACUCAUAUCCUACACGGUGACGGACAUCCGCUCAAAACCUGACUGGCCACAUAUGAGCAAUCUAACUAUGUGGAGGCAGUUAAAGAUGCUGUCGUGUGAUACACAGUCCUAUCUGGCUUGCUUCAUGCACAGCACCAUAGUUCUCUGGAUACCCCACCCCUACCCCAAAACAGAGAGCCAUGUUCAUGAUUAUAUUCAGAUUUAUAGGCAGCUCGACCAUUGUGUACAUACCAGUACUACACACACACACACACACACACACACACACACACACACACACACACAGUCUUUCACCUAUCAUUCUCCAGAGGAGGCACACAAACAGUACAGUCAAGAUCCUCAACGGGGUUCUACUUUGUAUGACGUCAUGGAGGACCACACACUGUUUUCAUGAGGCUGGCAGUUAAUGGUGAACAAGUUUAGAGGUUAUAAAAUUGUCCUUUACGGGCUGUCAAGUUGACUCAGUGGGUAAACGUGUCUACCUUUGCAAGCAAGCAAGCCUGAUGGCCUGCAUUUGAUCCCUGGUACCCACAUAAAAAGCUAGAUGUGUCACGGUGGCUCAUGGCUAGCUGGAACUCCAGUUCCAGGGGAUCCGAUACCAUCUUCUGGUCUGUAUGGGCUCUAGGCAUGCACAUGGGAAACAGAUAUACAUGCAGGCAAGGCACCCCUAGACAUUAGAAUAAAGUAAGCAAACUGGAUACGGUGUGAAUCUGAAAUCUACAUUAGGACGGGAAAUGGAGGCAGGAUUGCCUGGCAGUUCCUGAAGCAGCUAGCCUGCAGUCCAGAGUACAGCACGCCAACAAUUGAGACCCCUGUCAACAAGGUGAAAGGUGAGAGCACAUAUACUUGGUCCUUUACACACACCCCAUACUAUGACUUCAGCACCCCCGUGGGGCAUUGGAUCCUACCAGGAAACUUGGCAAAGUUGAGUGGGCUCAGAAACCCUGGUACCCACUUGCGGACGGUAGGAGUUUCCGUCCGCCCGACCAGAUGGAACACGUGACCACAGCUCCACACGUAAGAAAGUGAUCACUGAUCACAUAGCAUAGAACACAGAGCUCUCCACGCUCAUGAGGUACCUAGAUGAGCCCUGAGCGGUUAGCCGGUGAGCUUCCCUUCCCAGACUAUCCUUCCUGCAAAAGGUAUUUAAUCUCUGGUCGUCCGCCCUGAGGAAGUUACAUGCACCCAUUUUCCAGGAUGAACAAUCAGUAAACAGUAGGACAAGCAAGGACUGCCUCUCUCACCAAGAAGCACUGUAGGGGCCAUGGAGGAAGCCUUUGUCCUACAGAGCGGCCACCUAAGUCUCCCGCUGGAGGCCGCUCCGCUGAAGGCCCCUCCUGGUCAUCCAGCCCCUGAGCUAAGCUGGAGGACCCCUGGUCCCAGUCUCACUGCAGACCCGUGGGCCACCCAUGCUCCCAACUCCACACAGUUUGCAGUGGAGACUGGACACUCCAGAGCUUGGGACCCCCUGACUCUUUGGCCUCAGCCUGCCUUGGUUCUCAUCCGGGCUGAGGUCCCACUCCCUGCGCAGUGAAUCCACGGCAUUGGAACUUACUGCAAGCCCCCAUGUAAAUGUAGUCUGGCAUUCUGCAGUUCUUCCGAGUGGAGUUAACGCCACCCCUCCCCCACUCCCCACAGCGGCUAGGUGUUAGGUGGAACCACAUACCCCUCCUCCCACAGAAUCAUAUUAAGAGAGCUAUUUUGUUAAUUUCCCCUUUAAUCCAGUCCCUAAGAUUGUUCCUGUGCCUCUGUCUGCAUCCCUCUGCGUGUCUGAAGGUUGUGGUGUACGGUUAGGUAUGCUGGAGACCAAAGCGCGGCUUUAGAGGGUGACCUUAUUUGGAGACAGGGUUAUUUACAGGGAUAAUCAGGUUAAAAGGAAAUCAACGGAGCAGGCUGCAAUCUGGGGUCAGUUUGGACCAGCAGCCAUCCACUGCCCAUCCGUGUGGAGAUGAAGGGAGGGAAUCAGAAGAUGAUAACACCAGAGGCGGCUAGCAAACCACCAGAAAGCAGAGAGGCUCCACAAAGAUUCCCCCUCCGACCUCACGACCCGACUUCUUGUUACCUUGAUCUCAGACUUCUGAAGUGACCUAGUUUGUAGUUUUCUGAUCUGUCAGUGCCAGCAGGCCAGACUUCCCAGAAAGAAAUGUGACCUGGUAAGAGGUUAAUGAAGCUGUCCAUGGCGGAAUGACUGAUUUGAUUUAUGUGUGCUAAUAAUUAUUUCCCAAGACUGGCACAUCGUUCCUUGAAAACAUCAAUGCGCAUUCUGCACGAGGACGUCUGAUCACUUCGUGACAUGACAUACUGGCUGGUAUAAACCUAUGGUCAACAUCCUCCCUAUGACUUGCACAUAUCUUCUUGCUAGCUUCUCUGUCACGCUGCUGAUGCUGGUAACUGGGACGAUGCCAACAAAAUGGUAACCUAUGGCUUCACAUUUCUAAUCCACGGAAGUCUGAAUCAGAACGUGCUUGCUUGGUCCCAUAAGCUUGAACACUUGGCACCUAGUUGUUGGAACUGUUUGGGAAGGACCAGGAGGUGUUGCCGUGUUGGAGGAGGUGUGUCUUGGUGCCUUACGAGUAGCCUGCCAUCCCUAGUGCACUCUCUGCCUCUUGCUUAUGGUUAGAGAUGGAAGCUCUCAGCCCCUCCUCCUGCCGGGCCUUUGCUAAGCAUCAUGGGUACUAACCCUCUGGGACCAUAAACCUGAUUAAAUGCUUUCCUGUAUAGACUACUCUGGUUGUGGCCUCUUAUCACAGCAAUAGGAAAGUAACUAGCACACAAUCCUGAUAUCGUUUUGUCUGCAUGGUGCUGGGGAUGGGACCCAGGGCGUGAACCUGUCAGGCAUUUGCUUGACUGCAGCCGUGGGGGCUCACAACUGUAAUCCCAGGGUUCAAGAGGCCGAGGCAUGAAAAUCUUGAGGUCAAAGCCAGACUGAGCUGCAGAGGAAGACCCUGUCUUAAACAAACACACCCCUCAAAACUAAACAACAUACAAAGCACAGAGAGCCCCACCUCCAAGCUGCCUUCCAGACUCAUGUAACUUCAAAGCUCUGCUGUGUCACAUAGAAACUCAGAAAAUAUGGUGCGAUACUGGGAAUAUUGUAAGACGAUUUCUUGAAUAAUUCAGGAGUUUUAUUACUCUUGAAAGCAUCUCUAUACGGCAUAAAGAGAAAAAAAAAAAGAUAGCAUGGUUAGUAAUUGUGUUUUCCACAGAGCAUUCAGAGGACAAUUCCGUCCUAGUGGAUUUCCUAACAUCAAUGCAGGAAUUCCAAUGUCUCCUAGAAGGGUACCCGUACAGCACACAGUAAACAAGCCAGCCAAUUUUAGACGGAUGUGCUAGGCGGGUGACUAUAUUUGCUAGAUUAUUUCUACAGGACUUUCUGUAACAAGGGAACAUUCUUUUUUUCCCCUUCUUUCUGAGACAGGGUUUCUCUGUGUAGCCCUGGCUGGCCUCAAGCUCACAGAUAUCCACCUGCCUCUAUCUCCUGAGGGCUGUGACUAAAUGUGUGUGCCACCAUUGCCUGGCAAAGUGCAACCUUUGCACUGUCCACCAAAGUGGCCACCGAGACUGAGUAAUUGGAGUUUGAAAUUCACUUAAUUAACUCAUAUCCUAGGACCCACAUGUGCCCACACUGGCCAUCAUGGCUUCCAGGUUUGUUCUUUCUCAUAGUUUUCCUUCCUUCCCUUUGAUUCCCUUUGCUGUAGCCUGGAGGUUCUCAGUCAAUAGCAAUUCUGCAUCUGAGGUGGCACACGUAGGGCAGCAUCUAGAGACGUCUGGGGCUCUUAGAACUAGGGAAAUGGGGUAUGAUGAUAUUGGUUUUAGUGUGCAGGAACCAAGAGUUCUGCUAAAUACCCCACGAUGCACAACACUCUCACGAUGAAGUACGUAAUCUCAAACACCAAUAGUAUAGAGGGUAAGUAAAGCUGGCAUACGGCUGGAGUGUCUGCUCAGCCUGGAGAGCACUUGGCCUCUUACACAGGACUCAGGCUGGGUUUCUAGCAUCAACAUGGGACAAACUUCUGGGCUCUGUGGGUGCUAGGCACUCACACAGUACACACACACACACACACACACACACACACACACACACACACACACACAAUUAAAGUCUAAGAAAACUUAACCUACUAAAAGGAACUUUUAAACUUUAAGCUAGGUGUGGUAGUUUGUUCUUAUGAUCUCGGUUCAGGAGGCUGAGGCAGGAGGAUUGCUGGGAGUGUCAGGGUACAUAGUCAGAUGGUUACAUAGUAUAGUACAGUGACACUUUGUGGUCUGCUCCUUAGUUAUCUUGAUCACUAACCGACAAUGCCAUCUCGACUGCCACAUUUUCCCUGUCUGUGGGACCUGGGUGACCUGGUAUCUUCCCUGACUUUCCGUCACAGUGAUGUUGCAGAAAACUCCACAGCCAGUUAACGUGGUGCACAAGAAGAUUUUUUUAUAAUGGUUCUGUCAAACAGUCUUGAUCAUUCAUCUUUCAUUUACCUGGAAAAAAAUAUGUGGAAGAGUGUCUAGUACAAAUGUGUAAUCUAGGAUCCAAAAAAUAGAGAAAAAGGCUUGUUAUUUGCAGGGGACCAGCAGUAACCUUGCCUCAGAUGCUUAUGCCCAUUUUAACGGAUUACUAAAUAUAUAUAUAUAUAUAUAUAUAUAUAUAUAUAUACACAUUAUUAUUUAAAGGUUUAUUUAUUCAUGUAUGAGUGCUCUCUUUUCAGACACACCAGAAGAGGACAACAGAUCUCAUUACAGACGGUUGUGACCCACCGUGUGGCUGUAUGGGGAGUUGAACUCAGGACCUCUAGAAGAGCAAUCAGUGCUCUUAACCGCUGAGCCAUCUCUCCAGCCCCCAUGUAAGUUAUUAUUAAAGCAAGGUUGUUGUAGAAAGUCUGAGGAGAUGGUGAACAGCCGUAGCAAGAGCUGCUGAUACAGGAGAUGCAGACCAAGCCCUGGCUAAAGGACAUCACGACUGAAGGGAAAAUAGCAGUGUCGGUGGAAGGGGAAGGAAAGUCUAAGUGAUAGAGUUUGGGAACAUCUUGACAGGAGACAGAGUAGACACAGCGCACACAGCUUACUUAUUUAAAAAAAAGUUCAUUAUUUUAUGUGUAUGGUGCUUUGACUUUAUGCAUGUAUGGAGACCAAGUGCAUGCUUGGUACCGGAGGUCCUAAGAGAUGUCAGAUCCCCCGAGACUGAAGUUACAGACCUGUGGGUACUGGUAAUUGAACCCUAGUCCUCUGUAAGAGCAACAAGUGCUCCAAACCUGUGAGGUGUCUCUCCAGCCCCUCCUCUGAGGUAUUCUUAUGUGAAAGAGGGAGGGAACUGAAGAGUAGAGGAAAGUAUUUAGCUAAAUAAAGGAGUGAGAAACAAUGACACUUAGGCAAGCUCACAAGGAACGCCAGGCAGAUGGAUAAAACAGAACAUGCUGGAAAGAGGGGACAUUGCUCGAGCAGUUUUAGUCUCCAAAGAUAUGUUUAGGUUGGCCUAUGGGCACAUCUGUGGGGGCAACAUGAUUUUUACCUGAUGUAAGAAGACCCAGUCCAUUGUGGGUGGCACCAUUCCCUAGGUCCCGAAAACUUAUAUGAGAGGAGAAAGCCAGAGGAAAACAAGAAAAGAUCACCCCCACCACCAAGUGUGGAUGUGAAACUUUAAGUGCUUGCUUUAACUUUCUUGCAGUGAUGGACUGUCACCUGGACUCAUGAGUCAAAAAUACGCUCUUCCUUCCCUCAGUUGCUAUUUCUUGGGGGUGCUUGUCACAGCCAUAGAAAUGAAACCAGAACAAACAGUUGAAGAGAGCAGGAGGAAGUUGUUACUACUACUGCCAGAUGCUAUAAUUAUGGCAAAACAAAAAUGAAAAUGUGUUAAUAAGUAAGAAGGAAACAGAGGACUCUUCAUAAUUCAAUUGCAUGAGAAGAGAGUAGUUACCAAACAUCUGGAUGGACGAAAAGUUAAGAAAGAACGGAAAUCAACGUGUUUAAGAGCAGGGGUGUAGUUCAGUGGUAGAGCACUUGCCUAGCAUGUACAAGGUCCUGCAUUUGAGCUGCACUAAAGCCCACAUUGCUGAGAACAAACAAAAAACAAAUGGGAAAUGCUACUAAAAGGUAGGGGAGAUGGCUCAGUGGUCUAUGCAAGCCUGAGGACCUGUGUUCAGAUCCCCCCUGUCGCUCUAGUGCUAGGGAGGAGAAACAGGAGCAUGGAUCCCAGAGGUUUGCAGGCCAGCCAGCCUAGCCAACUGAUGGGCUUCCAGGCUCAGAGGGAUCCCGGAUCUGAAAUAAUAAAGUGGAAAGCAACCGAGGAAGACAUAGGAUGCUGGCCACACGCACAUGUACCUGCUCACGUACGUGCACACAUCUCUAUCCACCGCACACAGCACUAGAACUAUGAACUGUCCAUGAGAGACGUAAAAUCAGAUCAAAAUAUAUUUCUUCCCAAUAUUAAAUAGUCUGAGCUUCGUUAUUGGGUAAGGGGCUCAGAGAAGACAAAGAAGAAAUACACAGUAGUGGAUGAAGCACAUACAGGCUGUUGAAAUAAUAAGAGAAUUAAUCGGCAAAUAUUAGAGCAGUUAUUCAACCUUGAUAAUAAGAUAUGAAAUACAAAAGAAAAAGAGGCCCAUCAUACAUAUUAGGAAACAAAACAACAGUGUACGAAUGUCAGGCUGUCUAUUUAUUUAUUUUCGUCUUUCACUGUGUAGCCACGGGUGUCGGGAACUAACUCUGUAGACCAGGCUAACUUUGUACUCAAGAAAGCCUCUACCUCCCAAGUGCUGGGAUUAAAGGCACAGGCUACUACUGCCAGGCUGCAUCUUGAUAAAGUUUUUGUGCUUUGUUGAUGAAACAGAACACACGAAUAACUUAGGCAAACAAAUUUUCAGUUUCAGACCAAUGAUCAUGAAAAUAUAAAGUUUCAUUCAAAAAUACUCCUCACAUUCGUCUCCCUCUCCCUCAAGGUAUGUAUGUGAAGGAUGCUGUCCGUGGUGGUUUGAAUAUGCUUGGCCCCAGGAGUUACAGUUUUAGGAGGUGUGACUUUCCUUGUUGGAGUGGGUGUGGCCUUGUUGGAGGAACUGUGCCACUGUGGGGUGGGCUUUUCUGAGACUUCCUUUGUAAAGGCAAUUAAUUCUGAUUCUCUUAACCUUAGACUUAGUCUCAGGCAGACACUUUAGACAAAGGCACAAAGCAGCCACAUUUCCCCACACAAUUCCACAAAAAGUCUCUAGGUCAGAGGUUCAGUCCAUUAUCAUCAAGGCAGGAAGCAAGGCAGCAUCCAGGCAGGCACGGUGGCAGGAGGAGCUGAGAGUUCUACGUCUGGAUCUGAAGGCUGCUAGAAGACUGGCUUCUUAGGAGGAGGGUCUCAAAGCCAAGCAUUUUCAAAGCACCACAGACGCCCACUGCAGAACCCUACCUGUAUUAUGGCACUCCUUAUAAAGUGUUAUGGUAUCAAAUUCUGUAUGCAUAACUUUGUUAUCUAAACACAGGCUCAGAGGGGGCUAAAGAAACAUAAGAUAGUCUAAAAUUUAGUAUGUAGGUAUUUGGGGUGGGGAAGUAUGUGCUUCUUUGAGCUGUAAGGAGCAACUGUCACCUAUAGGAUGGUUACUACCCAUUAGAUGCCGCAUGUGGACAUUAUAUAUAAGAAUGUGUCUUAUCUUGUGGGGUGAGUCACUGUCAAUAAGUGAUAGAAUUGAUAUUUGAAAUUAGACAAUCUGGUUUGAGGUUUGGUUUGUGUACAAUGCUAUCACAGAUGCUAAGAAAAGUUAGGGAAGGGGGUGGUUCCCUCAAUUGGCGAGUAAUGCUUUCAGAACGUGAGGUACGGGCAGCGUAUAUGAUUUAGUACUGUAAGAUGUGCUUACAUUGCCAUUCCUUACAAGUUGCUCACCUCGGGGACUGGCUCAGUGGUUAAGAGCACAUACAUACUUCUGCAGAGGACCCAGGGUCUGGAUUCAGUAUUCAAAUGGCAGCUCACAACCGCUUGUACCUCCUGUUUCACGGGAUCUGACACAGCAUUCUGACCUCGGGCUUUCUGCAGAAGCAUGGUACACAUACAAAUACCCAGGCAUACCCAGGUUCGCGCACGUACACACACACACACACACACACAUGUACACACAUGUACACACAUGGUCCAUUAAAAACUGCUAAUUUAUUGGUCACGUGACAUUUAAGUAAGUUUUGUGACAAUGAGGAAAGAUGAGGAGACUUUGUGCUUUCUGGCCAAGUCUAAUCCCUGUGUUCAUCUAAUCCCUGGGACUCACAUGGUGGAAGGAACGUAUUGAUUCCUACAGGUUGUCCUCUGACCCCUAUCCCAAAGACCACCCCAAAACAAUAAAUAAUAAUAAUAAUAAUAAUAAUAAUAAUAAUAAUAAUAAAAGGCAACUUAAGCUUAGGUGGGCUUGGUGUGUUCAGAGAGGCUACACAGUUAUUAAGUGACAUCUAAGUCGGAGUCUAAAGCCAUCAUUCUUUUUUUUUUUUUUUUUUCUUCUUUUUUUCCGGAGCUAGGGACCGAACCCAGGGCCUCGCGCUUGCUAGGCAAGCGCUCUACCACUGAGCUAAAUCCCCAACCCCUAAAGCCAUCAUUCUUGUCCUCAGAGUUAUACUUCAAGGUCUGCAGAUUCCUCAUUCAUCUUGGGAGUUCGGGUUUACACAGGGUCCUCUGUCCCUUAUGGAACUUCCAAAGGCUCACGCUGAGGAAACCGUCUGAUCUUGUUUAGGCCCGGCUGGAUGUUUCAGUAGGCCAGGAAGGAGAUACAUAAAUAAAUUUUAUUUCAGUGGGAAGCGUGUGCCUAGGUCUGUGUAGCUAUUAGGACAGCUUUCAUGUUUAGAGACAACUCAAGCACAGACAGACAGAAACACACAGAUGUUCCCUGACAAAUGUGCCGGGCCCGAAGCUCAUGACAUACAUCUCUUGACUCUUGACUAAUACAUGUUUUAAUGACCUUUUUAAAAGUCCCAUUUGUAGGCUUCCCCUUCACCCCAGACCUUAAAUUCCACAGGAUGGCCCAGCAGGAGUGCACCCUUUCCUCAGUGCUGGACUCAGUGUCUCUGGGAUUACAAACUCUUCAUAAAACCAAGGCAGCUCUUUCUCUUCCUGCUCGUCUGGCUUUCAGCCUGUGACCAACCCCGGGCUCCAAUUUACACCAGUCCACCUAUCGGGCAUUUUUCCUUCUUCCUCCUUGGCAGUCUAGAUUGGGUUUAUUCUUCAAGGUCUAUUUUGAAUGUAAUCUCUUUUGCCUUCUUUGAUGACUCUCCAACCACAGAUAAUUUCUUCCUUGUCUAACACCAGGUAUUACACUAGGUAUAACCCUCAUAAGACCUGACAUUCUGACCUGUACAGUAGAUAUCUGGGAAUGUGGAAUGUCUGUCCCAUUAAGGUCUCCUACGUGGUACUGACCUUUGCAUGGGAGGCUGCACUAGAAACAUAUUUCCUUUCAACAAUAGGAAAUAAAAUUCUUAUGAAUGCGAACUCACUCAAGCUGUCCCAUAAUUUUCCAUCAUUGCAAAUGGUCAAAGAGAUCAAAGGACAAAACCAGCUUUUUAGUGGGGGCAUUUAGUUUGAGGGGCUACGCAAAAAUAGUUGAGGGACUUCUGGUUGGCUAAGAAAGUAUGCCUGGAUUAUGUGGAAACGAGAAGAUUGCCCCGGAAAAGGCUAAACAUAAUUUGAAGGCACCUGUGGUAUAACUUUAUUUGUUUGUGGUUUUAAGAUGAACACAAGAAGUUAGGAGGCUUCAAAGGACAUUUUAUGAAAGGUCGAGUUUUGAAUGCAUUGCAAAUUAGGUAACCUAGUUCACUUCCAAAUGAAAUAAAAGUAAGUUAGAAAAUUUAGCUCCUUCUCCAUAGUGAAAUAAUAAUGAUAAUAAUAAUAAUACUACCCAAGUAAUGUAACUUUCUCCCUACAAAUUAUAAGCUAAUCAGCGAGGCCUGUUAACCUCAUAUAAACAUUUCAUUAAGGUACUCAGAUGACAUUACUGCUACAUGAAUAAUGAAUCCCCGUCCCCAGGCUCCACCUAAUUUACUGGCCUUUAUUUGGUGGCUUUGCUUUAGAGCACACAGGGUAAGGUGGAAGAUGGGAAGAGAACCGGUUUAACUUGUAUCCAAAUACCUUUGCAGAUUAUAAACAACUCAACUUUUUCCCCCUCUUCGCAUCCGCAGCUCUCGUUUGUAUCACAAUCAAUGAAUAGAUGAGAUGACCCGAACAAAAGGGACUAGCACCUGCGCCUUCCGCGUCGCAAACAUUUCUUCCCACACAGGGCCCUCCUGGUCAGGGUUUGGCCGACCUUUCUAGAGCAAGCUCCUUCGCGGGUCACCUCGGGACCCCUGAGCACGACUCUGCAGCCUGGGCUCUGACACGGAUCUCUCCUCCUCCUCCUCCUACACGUGACCAAGCGGCGUGCGCCGCGGACAGACACCGCAACGCGGUAGACCUGGUGACAAAGGCUCGGGCGCAUCCGGAGCCCCGCCGGCCUCCCGCGCUCAGCGUCGGCGGAGCCUGCGCAGGGCGGUGCCGCGCAGCGCGGGCCGCGGGAGCGGGAGCGGGAGCCGCAGCCGGGAGCGCGCCGCGGAGCCGAGCAGAGCCCGCCGCGCGCAGCGCCGGGCAGCGGAGGAGCCGAGGAGCCGAGGAGAGCAGCCGAGGAGCGGAGGGGAGGCCGAGGAGAAGCGGAGCAGAGCCCGCCGCGCGUCGGGGAGCGGCUCCACGGAGCAGAGCCCGCCAUCCGCCCGCCAGGCAGUCUGCCCGCCCGCGCUCUGCUGUUCCCAACACCGCCGCCCCGGAGCCCCGCAGCGACUCGGACACGGGUCUACGUGGAAUUUGAUGACCUUGAAUGGGAUAAACGGGAGUGGGUUAAAGUUUAUGAAGAUUUUUCAACUUUCUUGGUGGAAUAUCACUUAAUCUGGGCCAAAAGGAAGGACCCUAGCCAGACUCAGGGAUCAAAGAGCAGACAGAUUCAGUGGCCUGCGCUGACCUUCAAACCAUUGGUUGAAAAUAGUAUACCAAGUUCUGUCACUGCGGUAGAGUUCCUUAUCGAUAAGCAAGUGGAUUUUUUAACAGAAGAGAGUGCCUUUCAGCUAUACCAGGACGACAUAGACAGCCUAAAGCCCGAACUCAGGGACAACCCACAGCUGCAUGCGGAAGUGAAAGUCUGGGUGAAGGAACAGAAGGUUCAGGAGAUUUUUAUGCAAGGUCCUUAUUCAUUAAAUGGAUACAGAGUGAGAGUCUAUAGACAAGAUUCUGCCACCCAGUGGUUUACUGGCAUAAUUACUCAUCAUGACCUCUUCACCCGCACCAUGAUCGUUAUGAAUGAUCAGGUACUAGAACCACAGAAUGUCGAUCCUUCUAUGGUUCAAAUGACCUUUCUAGAUGAUGUCGUUCACUCUUUGUUAAAAGGUGAAAAUAUUGGCAUUACAUCACGACGCAGGUCUCGUGCCAGUCAAAAUAUCAGCACUGUUCACGGUCAUUAUACGCGUGCUCAAGCAAAUAGUCCCAGACCAGCAAUGAACUCUCAAGCUGCUGUACCAAAACAGAAUACACACCAGCAACAGCAACAAAGAAGUAUUCGUCCAAGUAAGAGGAAGGGCUCAGACAGCAGUGCACCUGAUGAAGAGAGGAUGAAGGGAGAUAAAUACGACUAUGGAUCCCGAGGAGAAAAUCCUAAAGGUAAAAACAAACACAUGGUGACUAAAAGACGGAAACCUGAGGAGGAUGAAAAGAGGCUGACCAUGAAAAGGCUGCGGACGGACAAUGCUUCCGACGCUUCUGAGAGCAGUGACUCAGAAAACUCAAGCAAGAGAAUUACUGAGAAUUCCUCUGAACAAACACCAGAGUAUGAACUGAAAAAUAAAAUCACUUCAAAGAUAAAUGGAGAGGAUGGUCAACCCCAGGCAGCUGAGAAGGCAGGAGAAGAGAUUCUCAUAGAUACUCGGCCUCACUGGGACCAGAUGCAAGAAGAUAAAAACCAUGAAGAAGGGGAGAAGCUCAAGUCCAUGGAUAGCCACCUACAAGACAAGAUAACUCUCCGUGCAUCCGAGCAAGCCACAGAUGCUGACCCCAAUUCUAAUGACUCAGUCCUUCAAGAAUGCAAUAUGGAAAACCAACGCACAGUGGAAUUACCAUCAAAGGACAGGGUCGUGUCCAGAACACCGACACCCAAGUGUGCUAUGGAUAUCAAAAACGACACUCAUUCAGAGAGGGCAGCUCAGGAAAAGUCAAAUACUUUUGGUCUCCAGAUACCUGAGAACAUGGAUUCAAAUGUUAGUGAUUCCAAACAUUCAAAUGCUAAAUACCUAGAAGCAGCAAAGAAAGAUUGUGACCAGAGUUGGGUCAGUGAUGUAGUGAAAGUGGAUUUAACACAAUCAAGUACUACAAAUACUCCUUCAGGAAAUGAUAACCGAGAAAUGGAGAAAGAGAGAAAUCACUAUGUCUCAUACAUGUCUUCACUAAGUACGGUUUCUGUCACAGAGGAUCAGCUGCAUAAGCGAAGUCCACCCCCAGAAACUAUAAGAUCUAAACUAACUACUUCAGUAGAUACUCAGAAGACAAAAUCCAGUUCUUCACCUGAAGUUUUUAAACCCAAGGUCACUCACUCUCCUGAUUCUGUAAAGUCUCGGGCUGCUUAUGGGAACAGUCAGGCCGCUGGUGAGCGAAGGCAGGCGAGUAAAGCGGAGCACGAGUUAUCCAGAGGUAGUUUCCAUGCCGCCCCGACUCGAGGCAGCGCUCUGGAAACUACAAAGAGCCCUCUAAUCAUUGAUAAAAACGAGCACUUCACGGUCUAUAGGGACCCUGCGCUUAUUGGAUCAGAAGCAGGAGCUAAUCACAUUUCACCCUUCUUGAGCCAGCAUCCUUUCCCUCUUCAUUCCUCAUCCCACAGAACCUGUUUAAACCCAGGUAGCCAUCACCCUGCCUUAACGCCAGGACCCCACUUACUAGCUGGGUCAUCUAGUCAAACUCCAUUACCCACCAUUAACACUCACCCUCUCACUAGUGGUCCACACCAUCCUGUCCAUCACCCUCAUUUACUUCCCACUGUGUUACCUGGAGUGCCUACUGCCUCUUUACUGGGUGGCCACCCGCGCCUGGAGAGUGCUCACACAGGCAGCUUGAGCCAUUUAGCACUAGCUCACCAGCAGCAGCAGCUGCUACAGCACCAGUCACCUCAUCUUCUCGGACAAGCCCAUCCUUCCGCUUCCUAUAACCAGCUUGGACUUUACCCAAUUAUUUGGCAAUAUCCGAAUGGAACACAUGCAUACUCAGGACUUGGUCUCCCUUCUUCUAAGUGGGUUCACCCAGAAAAUGCAGUUAAUGCUGAAGCUUCAUUGAGGAGGAAUUCUCCCAGUCCUUGGUUACAUCAACCCACUCCUGUGACCUCAGCGGAUGGUAUUGGGUUACUUAGUCACAUUCCUGUCAGACCUUCCAGUGCAGAGCCUCCCCGACCUCACAAGAUGACAGUGCAUUCCAGUCCUCCACUGACAAAGACAUUAGCAGAUCACCACAAAGAAGAAUUGGAGAGGAAAGCUUUUAUGGAACCUUUGCGGUCUAACGCAUCCACAUCAGUAAAAGGUGACCUGGAUCUUAACAGGUCACAGGCAGGAAAAGAUUGUCACUUGCAUAGGCAUUUUGUGGGCCCGAGGCUGCCCCCAGAGACUGGCGAGAGACUGAACAAAUACAAGGAGGAGCACCGCCGGAUUCUUCAGGAGAGCAUUGACGUGGCUCCAUUUACAACCAAGAUCAAGGGCCAUGAGGUUGAGAGAGAGAAUUACUCCAGAGUAGUGCCAUCGUCUUCUAGUCCUAAAAGCCAUGCUAUCAAACCAGAUAAAGACAUGGACCGCUCGGUGUCAGAGCUGUAUAAGAUGAAGCACUCGGUGUCUCAGAGCCUGCCCCAGAGCAACUACUUCACCACGCUGUCUAACAGUGUGCUCAAUGAGCCGCCAAGGUCCUACCCAUCCAAAGAAGUCUCCAGUAUCCACACUGAGAAGCAGAACAGUAACCUUUCCGCAGCAGCCAAUCCUCAAACUCUGUCUUUCAUAUCAUCUCUCUCGAAGCCUCCACCUUUGAUUAAACACCAGCCAGAAAGUGAAAGUUUGGUUGGCAAGGUACCAGACCAUCUUCCCCACCAGAGUGCAUCUCACUCAGUCACGACGUUCAGAAGCGAUUGCAGGAGUCCUACCCAUCUGACCGUGUGUUCUACCAACGCACUCCGCAGUAUGCCCGCCCUGCACAGGGCACCAGUGUUCCAUCCACCAAUCCAUCACAGCCUGGAAAGAAAGGAGAGCAGCUACAGCAGCCUUUCCCCUCCCACUCUGACCCCAGUGAUGCCAGUCAAUGCUGGUGGCAAAGCUCAGGAGUCUCAGAAGCCCCCGACGCUAAUUCCUGAGCCAAAGGACUCUCAGGCAGACCUUAAGAGUUCUGACCAGAGUCUAGUGGAAGUGUGGAGGUCUAACAACCUCAGCAAGGAGAAAGCCGAGUGGCCUGUGGAAAAGAAUAGUGGAAAGUCUCAGGCUGCUGUGGCAUCCGUCAUUGUCCGUCCACCUUCUAGUACAAAAGUCGAUAGUGUGCCAUCUGGACCUUUAGCUGCCAAAGAUCGAGUUUGUGAAAGAGCAUCAUCCGGGGCAAACAAAACAGAUUACCUCAAACCGGAAGCCGGAGAGACUGGAAGAAUUCUUCUACCCAAUGUGAAUUUAGAAAGUGCUCAUGUGAAAUCUGAGAAGAACUUUGAAGCUGCCUCCCAGGGCAGUGUUCCUGUUUCAGUCAUGUCUGCUGUAAAUGUAGUCUCUGCUACCCAGACAGAUGUGCUCACAUCUGCUGGCCCUACCACCAGUGUCUCCAGCUUGGCUGGUUCAGAAGCAACUUAUUCUUUAUCAAAUAUCAUAUCGGCCUCCACGCCCUUAGAAUGUCCUUCUUCAAAAAGUGUUAGUCAGUCAGUGGCGCAAGCAAAGGGUUGCAAAGUCAGCACCCCAGUUCCAGUUACUCUGGCCUGUAGUAAGACAGCAAAUGCUGUUCAGCCUGGUUCUGGCUUCUCAGGCACAACUGAUUUUAUUCAUUUAAAAAAGCACAAGGCAGCAUUGGCUGCAGCUCAGUAUAAAAAUAGUAAUGUCAGUGAGGCUGAGCUCAAUACUGUGAGAAAUCAGACUGCAGCAGCCUCUCUUCCCCUGGAUAGCACCAUGACCUGCGCUGCAAGUAACAAAGCAGUCUCUGUAGGGAAUGGGCCGGCAGCCCAGCCCAGCCAGCCCAACUACCACACCAAACUGAAGAAGGCCUGGCUCACCAGACAUUCAGAAGAAGACAAAAAUACUAACAAAAUGGAAAAUUCAGGGACCUGUGUAUCAGAGAUGAUUAAGCCAUGUUCUGUCAACCUAAUAGCCUCUACAUCUAGUGACAUACAGAAUAGUGUGGAUGGCAGGGUCACUGUAGACAAGUAUGGAAGGGAUGAGAAAGCCAGCAGGAGGAAAGCCAAAAGAACUUACGAGUCUGGCUCUGAAAGCGCAGACUCAGAUGGGAGUGAAAGUAAGGCGGAGCAGAGGACUAAACGGCAGCCCAAGCCGACUUACAAAAAGAAGCAGAACGAUCUGCAGAAGAGGAAGGGCGAGAUCGAGGAAGACUUGAAGCCCAAUGGUGUUCUCAGCAGGAGCGCCAAAGAGAAAAGUAAAUUGAAGUUGCAGAACAGCAGUAGUGCUGGCGUCCCUCGCUCAGUGUUGAAAGACUGGCGGAAGGUCAAGAAGCUGAAGCAAACCGGAGAGUCGUUUCUGCAGGAUGACUCUUGCUGUGAGAUAGGGCCCAACUUACAAAAGUGCCGAGAAUGUAGACUUAUCCGUAGUAAAAAGGGAGAAGAAUCAACUCACUCACCAGUGUUUUGUAGAUUUUACUACUUUAGGAGAUUGUCCUUCAGUAAGAAUGGAGUAGUCAGGAUAGAUGGUUUCUCUUCUCCUGAUCAAUAUGAUGAUGAAGCCAUGAGCUUAUGGACCCAUGAAAAUUAUGAAGAUGAUGACAUAGAUGUUGAAACCUCUAAAUAUAUCUUGGACAUAAUAGGUGACAAGUUCUGUCAGUUAGUAACAUCUGAAAAGACAGCUUUGUCCUGGGUGAAAAAGGACGCCAAAAUUGCCUGGAAAAGAGCAGUGCGAGGUGUCCGGGAGAUGUGUGACGCGUGCGAGGCCACACUGUUCAAUGUCCACUGGGUGUGCCGCAAGUGUGGAUUUGUGGCUUGCUUGGAUUGCUACAAGGCCAAGGAGAGGAAGAGUUCUAGAGAUAAAGAAUUGUAUGCUUGGAUGAAGUGUGUGAAAGGUCAGCCUCAUGACCAUAAACAUCUGAUGCCAACUCAGAUUAUCCCUGGCUCUGUGUUGACAGACCUUCUCGAUGCCAUGCACGUUCUUAGGGAGAAGUAUGGAAUUAAAUCCCAUUGCCACUGUGCGAACAGACAGAAUUUACAGGGUGGAAAUGUCCCUACAAUGAAUGGCGUGUCUCAAGUUCUACAGAAUGCUCUUCAUCACAGUAAUAAAACCUCUGCGUGCCCGCCUGAGUCUCAGCAGCAGAGCACCCCCCAGAGAGCUCAGGCUAAUGGCAGCAGCAGCCCUGGAAGUGCAAGCACAGACAGCAGGUUGACGCCUCCCGAGUCCCAGUCACCACUGCACUGGCUGGCUGAUCUUGCUGAGCAAAAAUCCAGAGAGGAAAAACAAGAAAACAAAGAAUUUACACUUGAAAAGGAAAUUAAAGAAGAUGAAGAACAAGAUACCCCUGACUCUCCAAAUGGCAGCACAUCCCCUCCAGCAUCCCAGAACAGUGAACAGGGUUCAACCCUGCGGGAUUUGCUGACCACAACAGCUGGCAAGCUUCGUGUGGGCUCUACCGAUGCUGGCAUUGCCUUUGCGCCAGUGUAUUCAAUGGGAGCCUCAAGUGGCAAAGGCGGCCGGACUAUGCCUAACAUUCUUGAUGACAUCAUUGCCUCAGUCGUUGAAAACAAAAUCCCACCGAAUAAAACGUCCAAGAUCAAUGUAAAAUCAGAGCCUAACGAAGAACCUAAAGAAAGCAGACAAUCUGCCACGAAUGAAAGCAAUAAGUUUUACCGUGACAUACCACACACUUGGAUCUGUGAUCAGCAUGUCUUAUGGCUUAAAGAUUACAAGAAUAGUAACAACUGGAAGCUUUUCAAAGAGUGUUGGAAACAAGGACAGCCUGCAGUGGUUUCCGGUGUGCAUAAGAAAAUGAACGUUAGCUUGUGGAAGGCAGAAUCAAUUAGUCUGGAUUUUGGAGACCACCAAGCUGAUCUCCUCAACUGCAAAGACAGCAUUGUUUCCAAUGCCAACGUUAAGGAGUUCUGGGAUGGUUUUGAAGAAGUGUCAAAACGUCAAAAAAACAAAGGUGGAGAAACAGUGGUGUUAAAAUUGAAAGACUGCCCGUCUGGAGAAGACUUCAAGACCAUGAUGCCGGCAAGAUACGAAGACUUUUUAAGAAGUCUGCCAUUGCCAGAAUACUGCAACCCAGAAGGGAAGUUCAAUUUGGCCUCCCAUUUGCCAGGGUUCUUUGUACGCCCUGAUCUAGGGCCCAGGCUGUGCAGUGCCUAUGGCGUUGCUGCUGCUAAGGACCAUGACAUAGGAACCACAAACCUUCACAUCGAAGCUUCUGACGUUGUCAAUGUUCUUGUGUAUGUCGGCAUAGCCAAAGGAAAUGGCGUCCUCUCAAAAGCAGGAAUACUUAAGAAGUUUGAAGAAGAAGAAUUGGAUGACAUUUUAAGGAAAAGAUUGAAGGAUUCGAGUGAAAUCCCUGGUGCUCUGUGGCAUAUUUAUGCUGGAAAAGAUGUUGACAAGAUAAGGGAAUUUCUUCAAAAGGUUUCAAAAGAGCAAGGCCUUGAAGUCCUGCCAGAGCACGACCCAGUCCGGGACCAGGGCUGGUAUGUGAACAGGAGGCUCCGCCAGAGGCUGCUUGAGGAGUACGGGGUGAGAGCCUGCACUCUGGUUCAGUUCCUUGGAGAUGCCAUUGUCCUGCCAGCAGGAACGCUUCAUCAGGUACAGAAUUUCCACAGCUGCAUUCAGGUGACGGAAGACUUCGUCUCCCCAGAACAUCUUGUACAGUCCUUCCACUUAACCCAGGAGCUGAGGCUCUUGAAGGAAGAGAUCAAUUAUGAUGACAAACUGCAGGUUAAGAAUAUCUUGUAUCAUGCAGUCAAGGAAAUGGUGAGAGCUUUGAAGAUGCAUGAAGAUGAAGUAGAGGACAUGGAAGACACUUAAGUGCUUGGAACUGGGAUAUCCCUUGAGUGACACUAGGUCUGACUUAAGCUCCAUUAAACCAUCAGUGCCAAGAAAUUCUCUUUGUAGUAAUUACUUGCUACUGACACCACACCAGUAUAGCAUUGUGUCGCAGCCCUGCGAUUCAGUGCUAGCUGUCAACCAAGCUGUGUGUAAAAGCAGCUCUCUAGCUGCUCCUGUACCAUGUGUAUAUGAUGUUUGUGAAGACGCCAGAUUUAAAAUGAUGUAUUUAUUUUUGGUAAAAAAAAAAAAAAUCUAUGCUAUAUUGUUGAUCAAGUGUAAAUGUGCUGUGUACAGUUUAAUAAAAUAACUGAUAUUUUUCACUACAUGAGACAGUUACUGUGAGACUAGGACACAAACACCAGCUGUUGCCUGCGUUUGGAAAAUUGCUGGAUUGCACAGCAGUCAUGUCAUAAUCAGAAAAUUACUGCCAAAUAACUGUAAGAUGUGUAAGAUACAAAGUAUAUAAGUAGAUACUAAACUCAGACACUUCAAUAUUUUGUUGAAGCUAUUGACUGUACAAUUAAACAUUUUCAAAAGGUGUAAUUUAUUUAAAAUUGUCUCAUUUUGGUAAAAUUUAUGUGAAGUUUUAAAGCUAAAUAUUAAACUUAAUAUGCUAUGUAAAUAUAUACAUAUAUCCAUUUCAGGAUGUAUUUUUUUAAAGCGUUGGCUGGCUUUUGUUAAAGUGUAAGUGUUACAUAUGGCUUUGUACAUUACAGUUGAAAGGGGUUUACAUUUUCCAUUAAAGACUUUAUCAAGAA
Messenger RNA from Rattus norvegicus (Norway rat), 23861 nucleotides. The record is from RefSeq and is a predicted model, not a curated record. NCBI's taxonomy places the organism in Eukaryota, Metazoa, Chordata, Mammalia, Rodentia, Muridae.